This is a messenger RNA of Eufriesea mexicana, 1014 nucleotides long. RefSeq names its product nitric oxide synthase-interacting protein homolog. Lineage: Eukaryota; Metazoa; Arthropoda; Insecta; Hymenoptera; Apidae. Gene Ontology annotation, molecular function: ubiquitin protein ligase activity. The coding region runs from base 58 to 927 and encodes 289 amino acids. Gene Ontology annotation, cellular component: nucleus. The record is from RefSeq and is a predicted model, not a curated record. The transcript is spliced from 5 exons.
GAUCCGGACAGUAAUACAGUAAUUUUAGGUUAGAAGAGACUGGUCAGUAAACAAAGCAUGACACGACAUGCGAGAAAUUGCACAGCUGGUGCUGUUUAUACUUAUCACGAGAAAAAAAAGGACGCAGCAGCCUCAGGUUAUGGCACAAAUACGCAAAGAGUUGGGAAAGAUUCUGUAAAAGAUUUUGACUGUUGCUGUUUGACAUUACAACCAUGUAGAAAUCCUGUCAUAACAAAGGAUGGCUAUUUGUUUGACAAAGAAGCUAUAUUGGAAUAUGUUUUAACAAAAAAGAAAGAAUAUGCAAGGAAGUUGAAGGAAUAUGAGAAACAAAAACAACAAGAAGAAGAACAGUCUAAUGAAAAAAGCGCUAAUGAAGAAUUGCAAAAAUUGCAAAAGUUUUUAAAGGGCGAGAAAAAUAUUGUUUCUAGAAGUCAAACGAUCAUCAAAGAGUCUACUUCUUCAGUUUCUAAUAUGGUUAAUGGCAAAGAUAAAAUGUUGCCAAGUUUUUGGAUUCCAUCUAAAACACCAGAGGCAAAAGAAACUAUGUUACAAAAACCAGAUAAAAGAAUUUAUUGUCCUAUUAGUGGUAAUCCAUUAAAAAUAAAAGAUCUUAUUCACAUAAGAUUUACCGAAGUAAAGGAUCCUGAUGAUAAAAAGUCUCUGAUUGUUAAACAAGCUAGAUAUAUGUGUCCAAUUACACACGAUAUUUUAAGCAACAGUGUUCCAUGUGCAAUCAUAAAGACAACUGGUGAUGUAGUUACAAUGGAAUGUGUAGAAAAAAUUAUCAAGAAAGAUUGGAUUAACCCCUUAGAUAAUACAAAAUUGACAGAAGCGGAUAUUAUACCUCUUCAAAGGGGUGGUACUGGAUAUUCGUCAGUUAACGAUGGCUUAGAAGGUAAACAUGAAAGACCAGUAUUACAAGCGUAAAGUAUAUAGAUAUUGUAAUUUUUAUACGUACAAGAAUUAAUGUAUUACAAUGAAACAUAUUAUCAGAAAGAAUUAAUAAAAUGUAUA